UAUUAGUCUUCAAACUGUCCAGCAAAGCUCCACCCAUACAGUAUAUAACUCUUUCACUCUUCACUGAAGCAAAAAUUUGAAUGCAGGACUUUUACUUUGAUUAUCUUUAAUAGUUUCACCAUUAAUAGUUAACGUUGACGUUUAGAUACCUUAUGUGUGGUCAGUUAAUCCACAUAACGACCGUUUGGAAAUGUGUUUGCGAGAUAUGUGAAGAACACAUGGACAGACAGUUUCCUUUCUUUAUAGUGAGGAUUUACAAAAAAAGAUGAGCAAAACCCGAAAAAGGUAUAAUUAUGUGUUGCAGAAAUGUGUUUUCUUAAAUCUCAUGACCCCUCACAUUGAUGUUGUGACCCCUUACAGGUGGGGGAGGUUCGUGCUGUAGUUAUACCGUCUCAAUUUUGAUUCCAGCCAAAAAAUUAUAUUAAAUUUUAUCUCUAUCAGUUUGGAAAAGUACAAAGUACUGUAAAUGGAAGAUAACUGAUGUAACAUUGGUGAUGGUAAAUUGUGAUCUAAGUGUCCUGGUUACAACAUGCAAACUGAGGAAGUUGUUAUUGCAAAACGCACACACUCUCAGCACCUUCCUUCAGUCUUGUUUAUCUGAGAACUGUCAACCAUUGAAAUGUACCUAUUCUCUAUUUGGACGAUGACUUCUAUGUGUGGGUAUUUGUGAGGGUGUGACUCCAUGUUACUGUGGUUUUAUGCCUUUUGAAAGUACAAUUUAUGUAUCAGUAAUAUAUCUGCCACACACUCAAGCUUGUGUGUGUGGGACGGUGUGAGAGAGCAGCGGUUUGGGUUGCGCAGCGCAUCCCUCUCUCCCUCACCAGCACAUGACCUGUAAUAAUCUAUCUGGCCUGGUGACGUCUAUACUUCCUAAUCUCUCUCUCCCUCCCCGAGGCUUUAUAGGUGGGAGUGGGAAGCUAGACAUCACAUUUCUGCAUUCACAUUGACAAAUAGUCUUUGUCACUGUCUCCUGUUGCAGUGAAAACACAAGUUUAAAUCCGCUGACAGUAACAUACAGCAUCUGUUAGGGUGACGGGAGUGUUAAAAGGAGGCGUUAAGGACAAUUUACUCAAGUGCAGAGUGGACAUAGCUGUGGACAGUGAUGGAGACUAUGGUGUGUCCGAUGGGUGGAGGGGCCACCAGGCUGUACAGCACCCUGACUCAGACCAGCAGCAGCUCUCCUCUCCCCCUACCGCUGUCCCACACGCCUGCAGACACAAACCUGGAUCCAGCUGUCUGCCAGGGGCAGAAGGCAUCCCCUGUAUGUCCGCCCAAUCCAAUGGAGCUGCUCCGACAGUGUGAAGAGGCCCUCGGGGACCGACCACCUCUCCUCCACAGGAAGUUCACUCACCUCAAUGAUGGAGACGGCGUCCCCGGCAGCUCCGUCAGGGUGAUGCAGUGGAACAUACUGGCCCAAGCUCUGGGCGAGGGACUUGACAGUUUUGUCCAGUGUCCCCCGGAGGCCCUCAGCUGGUCCCGCAGGAAGUACCUCAUCUUAGAGGAGAUCCUCACCUACAGACCUCAUAUCCUGUGUCUGCAGGAAGUCGACCACUACUAUGACACUCUCCAGCCGGUUAUGGCAGGCCUCGGUUACAGCGGCAGCUUUUGCCCUAAACCCUGGUCGCCAUGCCUGGCUGUGGAGGGCAACAAUGGUCCCGACGGCUGCGCUCUGUUCUUCGAUCAGUCGCGAUACGAGUUCCUAGAUAGCGUGAACCUAAGGCUCUCUGCCAUGCGGAUUCCAACCAAUCAGGUCGCUGUGGUAACGAUGCUGCGUUGUCGGAGCACAGGGAGAUGUGUGUGUGUGGCCGUGACCCAUCUGAAGGCUCGCUCUGGCUGGGAGUGGCUCCGCAGCGCCCAGGGCUCCGACCUCCUGCGACACUUCCAGAAUCUGGUCCAGAAGCAUGCUUCUGGCGAUCCUGCGGGUGCCCCCAGCUCAGACAUUCCUCUGUUCAUAUGUGGAGAUUUCAACGCAGUCCCGACUGAGGAGGUGUACCAACGUUUCAUCACGUCGCCUCUCUGUUUGGACUCGGCGUAUAAGAAACUCAGUCAAGAUGGUUUGACUGAGCCACAGUACACGACGUGGAAGAUUCGGCCUACGGGGGAAUGCUGUACCACUCUGGACUACAUCUGGUACAGUCAGGACACACUGAGAGUGGACACAGUUUUGGACAUGCCCACUGAGGAACAGAUUGGGCCAAACAGGCUUCCAUCUUUUAGCUAUCCAUCAGACCAUCUGUCUCUGGUUUGUGACUUCAGCUUUAUGGAGAAGGAGUGAAGAAGGAAAUUAUGAACCGGCACACAGGAAGGGACGACACUGAGAAGAGACACAGUCGAGAUUGGCUACUGGUUGGCUUCGCUCAACAAGAAAGCGGGCAUAUGAGACGCUAUUUGGGAGUGACAGGCGCAGAAUGACGCCAGGUUACAGAGAAACCAGAGUUGGUUAUUUUUGACUGGAUGGAACAGUCAGGUAAUUUAUGACUAAGAAGUCACGGCGAUACAUGCUGCAACAACAACAUCCAUUAUUUUCACUGUGCGGGUGCACAGUGAAAAUAAUGGAUGGGAUAGGAAACCAUAUACUGUAUACGUAUGUCUCCAAACCCAAUCUUGAAACUGUAGUAAAUAUUUUGCUUCAAACUGCCAUUGUUUGAAGAGUGACUGAGAAUAAAGGGUUUUUGCUGAACAUG
This is a messenger RNA of Anarrhichthys ocellatus (wolf-eel), 2684 nucleotides long. Its product is annotated as nocturnin-like. Gene Ontology annotation, biological process: circadian rhythm. The record is from RefSeq and is a predicted model, not a curated record. The transcript has 5 exons. Bases 1103 to 2275 code for a protein of 390 amino acids. NCBI's taxonomy places the organism in Eukaryota, Metazoa, Chordata, Actinopteri, Perciformes, Anarhichadidae. Gene Ontology annotation, molecular function: poly(A)-specific ribonuclease activity.